This is a messenger RNA of Halichondria panicea, 1994 nucleotides long. RefSeq lists its product as uncharacterized. Gene Ontology annotation, molecular function: nucleic acid binding. NCBI's taxonomy places the organism in Eukaryota, Metazoa, Porifera, Demospongiae, Suberitida, Halichondriidae. The coding region runs from base 1 to 1581 and encodes 526 amino acids. The transcript has 8 exons. Gene Ontology annotation, biological process: DNA integration. The record is from RefSeq and is a predicted model, not a curated record.
AUGAGGAGAAAUCAAGAAUCCUCGAAGAUUGCCAUGCAGGUUGGCAUAGACUUGAUAGGACCUUUGCCGAUUACACCCAAUGGCAGCAAAUAUGUGGUAACAUUGGUCGAUUAUUUUAGCAAAUGGGCUGAAGCAGCCCCACUCCCUGACAAAACUGCAUUUGGAGUGGCAAUGUUCCUGUACAACUUGUUUUGUCGGUUUGGGUUUUGUGAGGUGCUGAUAUCGGACCAAGGCCGUGAGUUUGUUAAUCAGGUCAACACAGAGCUUUUUCGAUUCACUGGAACAGAGCACAGGGUCACUUCAGCUUACCACCCACAAACCAACGGGCUAACUGAACGUUUCAAUCAAACACUUCAAACAGCACUACUCAAAUAUGUGAAUGACUCACAGACCGACUGGGACUACCACUUGCCCGCUAUUCUCUUUGCUUAUAGGACGAGUAAGCAAAAGGCAACGAAGUAUUCACCUUUCGAGUUGAUGUUCUGUCGGAAACCUGUACUCCCUAUUCAACUGGAGUUAGGCAGUGAGGGUGAACUUGAGCAGAGCUGGGACAUUAGUGCCAUUAUGACCCACGCUCGAGCUGUGUUUAAGACUGGGAGUUUGGUCUGGCUGAGGAAUUCAGCCAGGGAAUGUAAGAAGGGAGACAAGCUGAAGCCUCGGUGGUUAGGCCCAUACACGGUGGUGGAGUGCUUGGACAAGGGAGUCUUUAAAAUUGCCAACCCUAAGACUGGAAAGACCCUAAAAAAGGCUGUUAACCAACAGCGGUUAAAGCAUUACCAUGGCUCAGACUCCGAAAAACCUCUCUUGGAUCAACAUAGUUCUCUCUCGGAUCCUUCCGAAUUAUCAGACAACCAUCACGAUGAAUCUCUCGAUCAGUUUAACCCUUCUUUGACGAGUACUCCUGUGAAAGACCCAAGCAAGAAGCUGUGGGAAAAAAAUUGUGAUUUUCCCUCUUCUCACAAGCCAGCCGCUCCCUCCUCUCACAAUCCAGACGUCCCCUCCUCUCACAAGCCAGCCGCUCCCUCCUCUCACAAGCCAGACAAGCCAGACGCUCACUCCUCUCGCAAGCGAGACGCCCCCUUCUCUCACGUUAAGACUGCGUCCUCUAUGGAGCCAUCUUUGAAGAAGCAAAGGACUACUCAGUCUGUAACAAGAAAGAAUUCAAGCUACUGGGUGAAGGAUUUGGACCUGAGGACGGGAGACAAGGAUGUAGUUCUUGCUGAGAGCGGGAUGCUUUCUGACUGUCAUAUGUAUGCUGCCCACAAACUAAUGAGAAUGCAAUUUCCAAACAUUGAAGGCUGCUACUCCACUCUUCUGAUUCAGAAGAUGUCCUUUCCUGCAGUCACUAGUAGUGAAGCCACAGCCGUGCAGAUAUUCUUUGUAACAGAGAGGCAUCACUGGAUUGCGACAGCACUCAUCAAGGGGGAACUUUUCCUCUUUGAUAGCUGCUUCCAAUAUGGGAAAGACCUGGAGCCAAGUGCUGAGCUGCAAAUCGUGCAGAUGUAUAAGCCUUUAAUAGCGCACAAUGCAUGGUCUGUUACUAUCUGUGGCCUCCAUUCAACAGCAGAGCAGUGGCAGUAACAACUGUGGUUUAUUUGCAAUUGCCGCUGCAUACCACGCAUUGCAAGGAGACAAUCUGGAUACCAUCACCCUAAAUGAAGACAAAAUGAGGCCACAUCUUGUGCGUUGCUUUGAAAAUGAGAAACUCAGAAGAUUUCCAAAGUCAAAAGAUGUUAGUAGCCGCAAGAGACCAGAAAGAUUUUCCAGCAUAGUAAUUACGAUAUACUGCCCUUGUCUCCGCCCUGACUGUUAUGAUGCAAUGUGUGGUAUCAUUAUAAAUGUGUUCGUAUUAAAGUAUCUCCACUUGGAGAUUGGUUUUGUCCUACUUGUAGAUCUAGAUAGAAUUUUUUUAGCAUUUCGUUAUCUUCCACUAGCUGUUUUUGUUUAUACACUGUUAAUUUGCACUGUUGUUUUGUUUGUUUUUCAUGCACUGU